AUGGCCAACGACGACUACGCACCGUUCCCCGGAGAGUACGAUCACAUCAUCGUCCACAAGGACGAGUACCUGGAACUGUCCUGUGCAGAAUGCGGAGGGAACUCCCAGCCACGUCCGCCUUACCCAUUCUGCAAAGGCUACGAUGCCCUCCUUCAACACCAUGGCAUGAUACACAAGGCCGUCUUCGUUGCGCCAAACACUUCCAAGCCCGACGAUGCGAAAACCACCACUGAUAAGACGGGGAGAGUGGCCUAUCGGAUUCUCACCCAGGCCGAAGUUAAAUUGAUCGAGCAAGGUCAUGGAGCAGAUGUCAUCAAGAAAGUCAUCACGGAGACGACGAAGCACCAAGCUGAGCCAUACGUACCUCCCGGCAUCAUACCCUACAAGCACUACACCACCAUCGUCCGCUACAACGAUAUCCUCGUGCAGCUUCGAUGCCCCGUCUGCGGCGCCAACGCCCGCAAGAAGAAAGGAGCGAGCAACACGAGAGAGCACAACCUCCAGUUCUACAACGGGGUGAGUGGGCUCAAAGGUCACAUGAGCAAUGUUCACAACGAGCAGUUCCCGGGUCUGAAGAUCAAGGAUGUGGUUUUGGUCUGCGGAAAGGCGAUCACAGAAGCGGAGCUUGAGCAUAUCACCAAGGAUCGGACCGGACGGGCUAUCGUGAAGACCAGGGGCGACGGCAGUGGGAAAGAGUCGAAGCCCAAGCAGCCACGUAAGGCGCCUCUUUCCAAGGAGGAGAAGACCGUUCGUGCUCCUAGGUGGAGCGUCAAGAGUGUGGAGGGACCAGUGUUCCGUAGCGACAACAAGCAGAUGGGUCAGAUGGUCAGUGGUGGAGCUGCGCCAUUUGGUCUUGGAGGACCGGCAGGUAUGGCUGGCGCAUCUUCUCCGUCACGCUCGCAAGGCACGGCGCUCAUGGGGUUGCAGAUGGGAGGACUUGCUGGGUCGGAGAGGGGUAUUGGGAGGAAGGGAGCUGGGGGCGGAAGCCAGGGGGCCUACGCAGACGACGGCACUUCUAUGCGCGAGCGCGGACCUCCUCCGUUGAACCCACAACAGGAGGCAAUCAUGAAGUUGUUGCAGGAAGGUCGUGCGAUGAAGGAGAAGGUGCUUGGAGGAGACAGCAUGGAAGGCCUCAGCAAGGAUGGGUACGUCGAUGAUGAGGACGAUGGCGGGGAUGACGAUGAGUGGGAAGACUGCGAGGAGGGUAAUGGUGAAGGGGCGGCUGUUGAGGGUGAGGACGACCAGGGUGGUGAGGAGGACGACAAAGUCCGACGACGGCUACGACCCGCCUCUCACUCCUGA
Messenger RNA from Saxophila tyrrhenica, 1302 nucleotides. RefSeq lists its product as uncharacterized. The transcript has a single exon. Bases 1 to 1302 code for a protein of 433 amino acids. The record is from RefSeq and is a predicted model, not a curated record. Lineage: Eukaryota; Fungi; Ascomycota; Dothideomycetes; Mycosphaerellales; Extremaceae.